AUGGCUGGUCGCUUCCCUGACGCUGCCGACCACGAGAAGUUUUGGGACCUACUAGAAGCUGGGUUGGACGUCCAUAGAAGGAUUCCUUCCGAUCGAUUCGAUGUCGAGAAGCAUUACGAUCCCAAUGGCAAAGUCCGCAACACCAGUCACACUCCCUACGGGUGCUUCAUUCAGGAACCAGGUCUCUUUGACCCACGCUUCUUCAACAUGUCACCUCGAGAAGCAGCACAGACAGACCCGAUGCAGCGUCUUGCCUUAGCUACCGCUUAUGAGGCAUUGGAAAUGGCAGGUUACGUCCCUAAUCGAACCCCAUCUACUCAACAGGACCGCAUUGGCACGUUCUAUGGCCAGACCAGCGAUGACUGGCGUGAGGUCAAUGCCGCCCAAGAUAUUGACACUUAUUUCAUCACUGGUGGUGUACGACCUUUCGGACCGAAAGUCAUGCGCGAUGCUGGACUCGAUCCGCACGACGUUGACUACGUGGAAAUGCACGGCACUGGCACCCAAGCCAACGUUGGCCAUGGCGAGGCAGCAUCAGGAGUCACAGCCUUCAUUAAGAGUCUUAUGAUGAUGCAGAAGGGUACGAUCCCCCCUCACUGUGGUAUCAAAGGUAAAAUCAACCACGGCUUUCCAAAAGACCUGGACGCACGUAACGUUCACAUCGCUUUGAAGCCAACCCCAUUCCACACGAAAGAUGGAGGCCCGCGGCGGGUGUUUGUAAACAAUUUUAGCGCAGCUGGCGGCAACACUGCCACAUUGCUCGAGGAAGCGCCUCUCAAACAGUCACCCCGAGUUGACCCUCGAGGAGAAUGGGUCCUUGCUGUUUCGGCAAAAUCCAAAGCCGCUCUACGAGCCAACACUCAGAAUCUUAUCAAGUACAUCGCCCAAAAUCCGGAUGUCACCAUUCCAGAUCUUUCAUACACAACCACUGCUCGUCGUAUUCAACACAAUUACCGCAUCGCUUUCAGCUGUGGCAAUGACUUGAGCAAGAUAGUCGAACUUUUGAAUACCCAGCUUGAGCAUGACAUUAGCCCUGUACCAGGUUCAAAGCCAAGAAUAGCUUUCUCCUACACCGGGCAAGGAUCCCAUUACACCGCCCUUAGCAAAGCUCUCUACGAGUAUUUUCAGUCGUACAAGGAUGAUAUACAGACCCUUGACAAUGUAAGCAAAGGGUUUGGAUAUCCUUCGCUCUUGCCCUUGAUCGAGGGAAAGGAUGAGAAUGGCGAGGCCGUCGACGCCAAAGACCUCUCUCCUCUAGUCGUGCAACUUGGUCUUAAUAGCAUCCAGAUAGCCCUCACUCGAUUCUGGGAUUCUCUUGGCGUGAAACCGGAUGUUGUCAUUGGCCAUAGUCUGGGUGAGUAUGCUGCUCUUAAUGCUGCUGGCGUCCUUUCGAUCGAAGACACUAUCUACCUUGUGGGUGAGCGGGCGAAACUCUUGCUGGAGAAAUGUACUCCAGGGUCACAUGCCAUGCUAGCAUGCAAAGUCUCUGCUGUCUCGCUUCAAGGCAUCCUGGAAGAGGCUGGCAGGGUGGAGAUAGCCUGUCUUAAUGGGCCUCAAGAAACAGUUCUUGGGGGCACGGUACAAGACAUUGAUGAAUUUGCAGAGAAGCUGGGUAAGCAAGGAAUCAAGAGCACAAAGCUUCGGACACCAUUCGCAUUCCACACGUCCCAAGUGGAUCCUAUCAUGGAGAGUUUUGAGCUCUUGGCAGGCAAUGUCACGUUCCUUAAAGCUAAGGUUCCGGUUGUUUCGCCCUUGUUAUCCUCGGUCCUGAACGGAGACAACACCAUAGAUGCCAAAUACUUAGCACGUCACGCAAGAGAGCCAGUCAACUUCGUUGGUGGCCUCUCGUUUGCUAAGCAGUUUGGUCUUGUGAACGAUCAGACCGCCUGGGUUGAAUUGGGCCCUCAUCCAGUCUGCACUAGCUUUGUCAAGUCGACAUUUGGUGCAGAAACCCUCACUGCCCCAACAAUGCGUCGCGAUGUCAAUCCCUACAGGACCAUUGCAGAAAGCUUGUCAGCACUGCACUUGGUUGGUAUCGCCAUUGACUGGAAUCAAUAUCACGCUGCAUUUGCGGAUUGCGUCAGGGUUUUGGAUCUGCCAGCAUAUGCCUUUGACAACAAGAACUACUGGAUUCAAUACACCGGAGACUGGAACCUAUCCAAGGGUAGUGUUACGCAUAAGCCAGCUUUGCCCGAGCCCACGUCGUCUAUGACAACGACAUCAGUGCAAAAGCUGGUCUCUGAGAACGUUGAUAGCCACAGCGCAACGGUCAUCAUUGAGUCAGACACUGCCCAGCCCCAGCUCAGAGCUGCCGUUCAAGGUCAUAUGGUGAAUGGCACAGCUUUGUGUCCAUCUUCGCUGUACGCGGACAUGGCCAUGACUGUUGGCCAGCAUCUACAUGAGUUACUCCAACCAGGUGCUGACGGUAUUCUUCCUGAUGUCGGCGAUAUGGAAGUUUUCAAGCCCUUCAUCGUUGAUGAAGACAUUAGCAAAAGUCAGACUAUUCGUUUGAGUGGUACAUUCAGCGCUGGCGAUGAUAAGGCUACACUCUUGUUCAGUAGUGGCUCUGGUAAGGCUGAAGUUCAACACGCCAAGUGCUACGUCAAGUAUGGUCAUGGUAUUGAGUGGGCCAAUAAGUGGCAGCGGCAGACCUACCUCAUUGGUGAGCGGAUAGAUCGAUUGAAAAGACUCGAGUCUACUGGACAAGCUCAUAGAAUGCUUCGAGGCAUUGCAUACCGAUUAUUUGGGUCAUUUGUCGAGUACGACAGGAAAUACCAGGGUAUGGAGGAUGUCAUACUUGACAGCCCAGAGCUUGAAGCUACGGCCAAGAUCUCCUUCCAGACAAGAGAUGAGGAUGGUAAAUUCUUCUGCAGCCCCUAUUGGAUUGACAGUGUCUGCCAUCUCGCCGGCUUCAUCGUCAAUGCGAAUGAGACCAUCGAUUCCAGCAAACAGGUCUAUGUCUCCCACGGCUGGGAGUCUAUGCGCUUUGCAGAACCAUUGAGGGCUGAGAAGACUUACCGCUCUUACGUCAAGAUGCAGCCGCUCGACAACAACAUCAUGGCCGGAGACGUAUACAUAUUCGACGGAGAUCGUAUCAUUGGUCUUUGUGAGCAGUUGAAGUUUCAGUGCAUACCUCGUGCGCUAUUAAAUACGUUCCUUCCGCCUAGAGGAGCUGCUGUGCAAAAGCAAGUGGCCCAGCCUGCGCCCAAGGCAGCUCCCAAAGCAGCCGCUGUUAGAGGAACCAAAAAGGCUAUCAAUAAAUCUACGGUAUCAACGAACCCUACUGUUUCUGUUACAAAUCAAGUCCUGGAGAUCAUUGCUGCAGAAGUCGGCAUGCCAACCGAUGAGCUGGCUGAUGCCAUUGUCUUCACCAAUAUCGGCGUUGACUCCCUAAUGUCACUGACGAUCAGUGGGCGUAUACGAGAAGAACUUGACAUCAACAUUGACCAAGAAGUGUUUGCCGAUCAUCCUACUAUUGGGGAAUUCAAAGCGUACUUGAGCCAAUUUGAGAAAGCUACAACACCUGUACUCGUUGUCGAAGAGGACGAGAGUACGACAGCGUCAUUAUCAUCAUCAUCAUCAUCAUCAGAUUUUGAUGACGCAUCAUCUACUCCAGGGUCAGUCUCCACACCUAUCUCACAUCCGGGAUCACCGGCCAAUUCAUCUGAUCUGUCGACUCUCGUUCGAAAAACAAUUUCCGAAGGUAUGGAGGUCGACGUUGACGAGCUACUCAGUAUUGAGGACUUAAGCACAAUUGGUAUGGACUCGCUCAUGGCAUUGACGAUGCUGGGUACGCUUCGAGAACAAGCGGGCCUUGCCUUACCUUCAGACUUCUUUGUCGAGAACCAUAGCAUCAAAGCCAUCGAGCAAGCUCUGCAUAUCACACCUCCCGAGUCUGCGCUUAAAAAGAAGCCCCAGCCAAAGAAGAGCGGCGCAGCAUCUAAGUCACAACCGCAAACAAGACCAACCACCCAGCCCAGCACACGACCCAGCUCAAGACCCUCCACCCCCCUCUCAACUGCCCGGCCCACCACUUCACGAACAAAGAAAGUCCAACUCCCCGACCGCCAAGCAACCUCCCUCCUCCUCCAAGGCAGCCCCAAAACCGCCACCAAAGAAUUCUGGCUCGUGCCCGACGGCGGCGGCGCACCCACCUCCUACACCUUCAUGGACACCAUAUCCCCCAUGCUCUGCAUCUGGGGCCUGACUUCCCCCUUCUGCCGCACCCCCGAAGAAUUCAUAAUCGGCGUCGUCGGCAUCGCCACCAAAUACGUGACGGAGAUAAAACGGCGGCAGCCAUCGGGCCCCUACCACAUCGGCGGCUGGUCUGCGGGCGGCGUCAUAUCCUACGAAAUCGUGCAGCAGCUGAUCGCACUCGGCGACGCGGUGGACACGCUCGUCUUCAUCGAUACGCCCUGCCCCCUCAUCAUCGAACCCCUCCCAUCCUCCCUCCAUCGCUUCUUCGGCUCCAUCGGCCUCCUCGGCGACGGCGACGGGGCGCUCGACAAACUCCCGCCCUGGCUGCUCCCGCAUUUUGCCCAGUCCGUCACCGCGCUGUCGACGUAUGACGCGUGUCCGCUGCCCGGGGGGAAGAGUCCCAAUGUGUGGGCGAUGUGGUGCGAAGAUGGGGUUUGUAAGACGCCCGAGGAUCGCAGGCCGGAUCCGUAUCCGUAUGGUCAUGCCGAGUGGUUGUUGGAGAAUCGCACGGAUUUUGGGGCGAAUUUGUGGGAGGAGUUUAUCGAUGAGGGGAAAUUGGUCACGGCGCAUAUGGAGGGGAAUCAUUUUAGUAUGAUGAAACCGCCGUGUGUGGGGCGGCUUGUGGAGUUUUUGAGAAAGGCGCUGGCGUGA
Bacidia gigantensis is the source of this 4848-nucleotide messenger RNA. RefSeq names its product Type I Iterative PKS. Lineage: Eukaryota; Fungi; Ascomycota; Lecanoromycetes; Lecanorales; Ramalinaceae. Bases 1 to 4848 code for a protein of 1615 amino acids. Gene Ontology annotation, molecular function: phosphopantetheine binding; fatty acid synthase activity. The transcript is spliced from 4 exons. Gene Ontology annotation, biological process: secondary metabolite biosynthetic process; fatty acid biosynthetic process. The record is from RefSeq and is a predicted model, not a curated record.